AUGGAUUGGUGGAAAUUGGUCGGUAUACAAUGGUGUUGUGAUAGUGCAGUGAUAAGGCGGGAUGUGCUUUUGGAAUGGUGGAUGUGGACCGCACUUGGCUUCGCCCUUCUUGUAGCUGUUGCAUCUGUUUCUAUUAAGGCAGAUGGACCUAAAAAAAAAAUUCGCAUACACCUACCACAGAAGGUGAAGCAUAUACACCAUCACAAAAAGAUAUACAUAACGAACCACCCUGCGUCCUCGCCAUACGCGCCGGCGUAUAUGCCCAGCGCGGAGGGCUCAGUGGCGGUGCCGAGUGCCCACAUACUUCCAAUUAACGGUAUCCAGGACAUUUACGAGGAGCACCAGGCCCGGCCAGGCCUUUCUGCCGCCGCUUCACAUCUCCUUCCCUUAUACCACGCCAGAGGCUAUUACGGACCGACGCACACCGAAGUAGAAGAACAGGAAUACGAAGUUUCACCAUCAGACUCGAGCGAUAGUUACGGACCCUCUGCGUAUUCGGGUCCAUCGACUCCGAACCAUUCGAAGCGGGUGAAGAUCAUAAAACUGAAUGAGCCACCGCGUAAGAAAGUUAUCAAGAAAAGCAAGCCUAAAAGGGCCCCUGGGCGUAGGAGACCGACUCCAGCUCCACCGGUCAUUGAAGGUGAACAUCCUGUAUCUACAUUCCACGAACAAUUCUACUCCGAUGUAGACGGUUCUUCAACCAUCAGAAAAGUGAAGAAACCCCCGCGGGUCGAGAAAAUUAUUGACGGCGAUACAGAACAUAUCCACACGUACACAGAAGAACAUAUACACAAACUGUUAUACGAUGACAGUUCUAAAUAUUCGAACGUUGUUGGCGUAGAUCCCAUAACAGGUAUGAGCACUAUAGCCAGACCGACUCCCAUCCAUCCCUUCAAAGCGCAAGCAAUAAUAGCCAUUCCUACGAACCCGUUCGGUGGAUUAGCAGCGAUAGGAACGAUGGCACCACCAGCGCAUUUCGAAUAUUCAGCUUACAACCCACGUGAGGUGACACACGAUCACAUAUUUCACGAUCACGGCGAAAUACCUUCAGGAAUAGAUAUCACAAAGGACCCGAUGGGCUUACCACCAAAAGCGUCAUAUAAUGGCCAAGGCAUAAGGAUAGCAACUUUGCCCAUUACAAACCAAUUAAGUCAGUUAAACCAAUUGAACCAAUUAAAUCAAUUAAACCAGUUAAACCAAUUAAAAAGUAAGUUACCAAAGUACAAAAAGCCCAUCAAAGCGUCGGCGGCAGAUUUGGCCUAUUAUGAAAGUAUGUACUCCGAUAAUAACCGGUUGAAAAAAAAUGCUAGACCUUCGAUUAGUGCUACAGGCUUUGAAGGGUUAGACGACGAACAGAAAUUAAAUAAUUUUCGACUACUCGCUGACUAUGGAUUAAAGAAGGGAAACGCAAAAGCUCGGACCCAAUUGACUUCACUAUUUGGUAAAUCAAUGAACGAUUUCAGGAUUCAGCCAUCUGGUGUAUCUUCGCCUUUUAGCGUGUCUUCCACAGUAGUACAUGAUUACAAACCGAAUAAUUUUCUUAACGCCGGCACCGCAGCGGCGAACCUAAACAAAUAUAAAGAGGCGUUCAUUAAUUUUAAAGACAAUUACGCCAAUAACUUUGCAUACAACUCCUUAGCGUCCGAAGAUAAAAAUGACAGUGGGAGCCUAACACUGACAUCGCAGAAAGAGAAGAAGAAAUCCAUAUCGAAGCAGAAUAUAAAUUUUGGCGGCAAAGAACACAUAACAUACGUAGAUCAUUUGGGAAACGAUCCUGCUAUUAAUGACGACUCUCCAACAGCUCUAGAUAAUCUUGGUAUAUUUGAUCACGAUCAGUCAAGCGAUCUAGCGACACCAACGAAUUUUUCCUUCAAGUCAUCCACGCCCAUUCGGGAUUUUGUCUCUAUGCUAAGUGCUAAGCAAUUGCAAGGAGAUCCGAUAACUUUACCAGAGGCUUCGAAUGAUAACUUCCAAUACGUCGAAGCUCCAAGCACCACUCCCCAUACAACUGUAGCAACUACACAAGCCCCAACCUACUCAAAACAAAGCCCAGAUACAACAGACAACCAAUCGGAACACCGAGAUAGCAAACGCUUACGAGAAACAAACAAACAUACGAACUCUAUGAUGAACGAGAACUAUAGUGUUAUGACAAAUAACGAUUUCAGGAAAGCAUCACAGAAUUACGCUGAACAACAAAGAGCAUAUAACCAGGGCAACAACCCGACAACGGUUAGGGGUAAACUUAAAUAUGGUGACAAAAUCUAG
Messenger RNA from Leptosia nina, 2268 nucleotides. The record is from the annotation of a GenBank genome assembly. NCBI's taxonomy places the organism in Eukaryota, Metazoa, Arthropoda, Insecta, Lepidoptera, Pieridae.